AUGAGGAUGUGUGACAGAGGUAUCCAGAUGCUGAUCACCACCGUGGGAGCCUUCGCAGCGUUUAGUUUAAUGACCAUUGCAGUGGGCACGGACUACUGGUUAUAUUCCAGAGGCGUGUGCAGGACUAAAUCUACAAGUGAUAAUGAAACCAGCAGGAAGAAUGAAGAAGUAAUGACCCACUCGGGGCUGUGGAGGACCUGCUGCCUAGAAGGGGCUUUCCGAGGGGUGUGCAAGAAAAUUGAUCACUUCCCAGAGGAUGCUGACUAUGAACAGGACACAGCUGAGUAUCUCCUUCGGGCUGUGAGGGCCUCCAGCAUCUUCCCCAUUCUCAGCGUCACGCUGCUCUUCUUCGGCGGGCUCUGUGUGGCAGCCAGCGAAUUCCACCGCAGCAGACACAAUGUCAUCCUCAGCGCAGGCAUCUUUUUUGUUUCUGCAGGGUUAAGCAACAUCAUCGGCAUCAUAGUUUAUAUAUCGGCCAAUGCUGGGGACCCUGGGCAGCGUGACUCCAAAAAGAGCUACUCCUACGGCUGGUCCUUCUACUUCGGAGCCUUCUCUUUCAUCAUCGCAGAAAUUGUGGGUGUUGUUGCUGUGCAUAUCUACAUAGAGAAACAUCAGCAGUUACGUGCCAAAUCCCACUCAGAGCUCCUGAAGAAAUCAACUUUUGCCCGCCUGCCACCCUACAGGUAUAGAUUCCGGCGGCGGUCAAGUUCCCGCUCCACAGAGCCGAGGUCCCGAGACCUGUCCCCUAUAAGCAAAGGCUUUCACACCAUCCCUUCCACUGACAUCUCAAUGUUCACCCUUUCCCGGGACCCCUCAAAGAUCACCAUGGGGACCCUCCUCAACUCCGACCGGGAUCACACUUUUCUACAGUUCCACAACUCCACACCCAAAGAGUUCAAAGAGUCGCUGCAUAAUGACCUGGCCAACAGGCGUACCACACCUGUCUGAACUGCCCUUUGCCAUCUGCCCUCCUCCCCAACACAGCCCUGGGGGAUGCACAGAGAUGUCUCUGAGGUUGCAUGACAUGGUCCUCGUGGUGGUAUUAUUUUUUACAAAGAAUGAAACCAAAUGGACUCAGCCCUCUCCCACACUCUGUCCCUCACCCUUCAGGUCCCCUGUUCCUCAGUUCCUCUCCCAUCUUCAAGCCAAUCCUGUAACACCAUUCCUCUCUGUGUAUCUGUGCCAGAUGUUUUCCCUUCUUCCUUCUUUACUGGAAGGACCUCCACAU
Molecule: messenger RNA, 1228 nt
Organism: Pteronotus mesoamericanus
Lineage: Eukaryota; Metazoa; Chordata; Mammalia; Chiroptera; Mormoopidae
Gene: CACNG3
Product: calcium voltage-gated channel auxiliary subunit gamma 3
Exons: 4
Coding region: 1-948 (315 amino acids)
Biological process (GO): transmission of nerve impulse; calcium ion transport; regulation of AMPA receptor activity
Cellular component (GO): AMPA glutamate receptor complex; postsynaptic density membrane
Molecular function (GO): voltage-gated calcium channel activity; channel regulator activity
Source: RefSeq, a predicted model, not a curated record